Molecule: messenger RNA, 1899 nt
Organism: Pyrus x bretschneideri (Chinese white pear)
Lineage: Eukaryota; Viridiplantae; Streptophyta; Magnoliopsida; Rosales; Rosaceae
Product: zinc finger CCCH domain-containing protein 39
Exons: 2
Coding region: 609-1631 (340 amino acids)
Molecular function (GO): mRNA binding; metal ion binding
Source: RefSeq, a predicted model, not a curated record
CCACUUAGCCAAGUCAAUCCCCGUCGGUUUUUCACCCCGAAAUCGCAGGGUUUUGGGACGCGUUUAGGGGUUUAAGGCCGUCUUACACAACUCUUCGCCCACUCAGUAGUCGUGGGUGGGACUCAGAGAGCCAGUAGUGCUCACCGAUUCCCCUUCUCAAAUUAGGGUUUUUUGGCGGCUAGGUUUUGACUCAAUCCCAAUUACAAUUUGAUUUCUCUGCAAAUCCUAUUGCUUCCAGGCUUUAUGCGUUCCCUGUCCUUUGAUAUAAAAGUUCAUUUCUCCAACUCCAAUUUGGUUUUUUAGCCCCAGUUAUCCUCUGGGUGUCUUGAUCAAAUUUGACACUCCAAGUUGUGAACUUUGAUCAUCCCCCUCAUCAGGGUUGGUGGGUUUGUGAAUAAAUUUGGGAUUUUGCACAGGUUUUGUGAUUUGGGUUUUCUGGAAUUGGACUCUGCCUGUUGAUCUGAUUGUGUUAUCUGGUGCAGUUCUUUGAUUCUUGCUUGCUAUCAUACAUUGAAUUUGUAUAGGAUUUGUUGGGGGAUUGAAAGUUUUGAUCUUUAUUUGAUUGGUUUACAGAGGAAAGUUUCCGCUCUAGAGUAGUUUUCUGAGGUAUGAAUUUUUCUGAUCACUCACAAUUUAGGCCACCGCAAACGCCUUACAAUGGCGGUGGCAGUGACGUGGUUAAUUGCUGGCCGCCUGCGUUUUCAAUGAACAAUGAUGACCAGCAUUCUCAGGUUGAGCAGCAACCUUUUAAAAGGGCUAGGAAUUCUGAAGAACGCCAAUCGAAUCCGAUGCCAUACCCGCCGAUGAACUAUAGGGUUCAGCAGCCGAGUGCCCCAGUUAACAAGGGAGCAAGCAACAUUUUCUAUAAGACCCGUUUGUGUGUAAAUUUUAAAUCCGGUAUGUGUAGGAAUGGUGAGAAUUGUAACUAUGCACAUGGCAUUGAAGAUAUCCGCCAUCCCCCGCCCAAUUGGCAAGAACUUGUUUCCAUACGUGAUGAGGAUCGGCCAUUGUCUGGUAAUUGGGAUGAUGAUCAGAAAAUAAUCCACAGGAUGAAGCUGUGCAAGAAGUUUUAUAAUGGUGAGGAGUGUCCUUAUGGAGAUAGGUGUAACUUUCUUCAUGAAGAGCCAUCAAAGUUUAGGGAUGAUUCGGGUAGGUUUAGGGAGAACACAGCAAUAAGCAUUGGAACUACAGGAGCACCAGUGGCUCAUGGGAGUGGCUCUAAUCCUCCUGAGGAAAAUAGGCUUGUAAACGCGGGUAUGGAUGCUUCCCGGGGAAAUGUGAAGCCAGUGUAUUGGAAGACAAAGUUAUGUAAUAAGUGGGAGACAACGGGUAAAUGCCCCUUCAGCGAGAAAUGUCACUUUGCUCACGGGCUAACAGAGUUGCAAGCGCCCGGUGGACGUACCGUUGAGGCAGAAUUUCUGAAUACCCCUCCCCUUCCGAUACCCCAAGUUGUUGCUGCUGUCAACUCAUCCGCAACCGCAAUAGCAGCACUUCCUGCUUUAAACAACGAUGGGGGGCAGAGGAAGAAGGGCAUGCUAAAAUGGAAAGGGUCCAAGAAGAUCAAUCGCAUAUACGCUGACUGGCUUGAUGAUGUUCCGCUGGUGCACCAGCACAACUUAGUCGAGAGCUAAAUUUGAGUUCAAGCUCUUAUCUCGGAGGCAUUUUUGAGUUGGUUCAAGAAUUCCAGAGUGCUGGUGCCAAGUUUCGAAAUUUUUGCUGUUAGAGGAUAAUUUGAUUACGGCGUUUGAUCAUUGUCUGUUGGUCAGGUCUAUAGGUUUCUGGUUCUUGUUAUUUAUAGUAUUGGUUCCUCUAUCCUCAAUAGAGAUUGUUCUAAUAAUGUUGCCAAAACUAGCUCUUGUUUUUUGAAAGAUCAAAUAAAGCUUUUAUGUUCAAUUUCCA